AUGAGUAUAGCAAGUCCAAAAUUACCACCUGUUGUUCUUACAACAAAUAAUAAUAGCAAAAAUCAAACAAAUUCAUCUUCAACAUCUAUUAAAAAAGAAUUUAAUAAUAUUUCAUCACGAAUAUCAAAUGGAAAUGAGACAAAAUUAACUAUUAUUCAUAAGAAGGAACCUAUUCAUGAUUCACCAUCAAAACGAAAAAGUCGUGUUCUACAUAGUAGUGAAGAAUCGGAUGACGAUGAUAAACCAUUGGCGAAAAAAGCAGCUGCUAUGAAUGGUUAUCAUUUAACAACGCCAGUCAAUGGAAAAAAAGAUUCUGUACCUGUAACAGAUUCACUGAAAACACCUACAAUUAAAAAAGAACCUAAGACUGAAUCAACACCAACAACAGAUUCUCCGAAAACUUCUAUAGUGAAAAAAGAAACAACAACAACAACACCAACUAUCAAGAAAGAACCAAAAUCAGAAACAACACCAGUGACUUUUAAAAAAGAACCAUCACCACCCAAACGUAAAAAUUCAAAUGUUGAAUCUGAUGAUGAUAUGCCAUUAGCAAAAAAAGCUAAAAAUCAAGCAGCUGCUCGAAAAAAAUCGAAUUCUACAACACCAGUUGUUGUAAAAAAAGAAAAGAAGUCAGAUGUUAAACCAUCAUCAAAAAAGAAACUUUCCACAAAACCGUCAUCGAACAAAAUUAAAAACGAAAAAGUAACACCAACAUCAUCACCAACUAAAGAAACAACUAGUAAACGUAAGAAAAAACAAGAAGAAGAAGAAGAUAUUUGGAGAUGGUGGGAAGAAGAAAAAUAUACAGACGGUCGUAAAUGGACAACACUUGAACAUAAAGGUCCAUUAUUUCCACCUCUAUAUGAAUCAUUACCACACAAUGUGAAAUUUUUUUAUAAUGGUACGGAAGUUAAAUUAAAAGAUCCAGCUGAAGAAAUUAUGACAUUUUAUGCCCGUAUGUUGGAGCAUGAUUAUACAUCUAAAGAUGUAUUUAAUAAUAAUUUUAUGGCCGAUUGGCGUAAAUCAAUGUCACAAGCUGAACGUGAAUUAAUAAAAGAUAUACGUAAAUGUGAUUUUACACAAGUUGCAAGUUAUUUUAAAGAACAAACUGAACAACGUAAAGCUAUGAGUAAAGAAGAGAAAAAAAAACUAAGAGAUGAAAAUGAAAAAGUAAGAAAAGAAUAUGGUUAUUGCAUGUGGGAUAAACAUCGACAACCAGUUGGAAAUUAUAAAAUUGAACCACCUGGACUAUUUCGUGGUCGUGGUGAACAUCCUAAAAUGGGUUGUGUUAAAAAACGUAUUAGUCCAGAAGAUAUUAUAAUUAAUAUUGGUAAAGAAGCACAUAUACCAAAACCACCUGAAGGACAUCAUUGGAAAGAAGUUCGACAUGAUAAUAAAGUAUCAUGGUUAGUUAUGUGGACAGAAAAUAUUCGUGGAAAUAAUAAAUAUAUUAUGUUAAAUGCAUCAUCACGUGUUAAGGGUGAACGAGAUUGGCAAAAAUAUGAAAAAGCUCGAAAACUUCAUAAAAUUAUUGAUAAAAUACGUGAAAAUUAUCAAAUCGAUUGGAAAAGUAAAGAAAUGCGUAUACGUCAACGUGCUGUUGCACUAUAUUUUAUUGACAAACUUGCACUUCGUGUUGGUAAUGAAAAAGAUGAAGACGAAGCUGAUACAGUCGGUUGUUGUUCCUUACGUAUCGAACAUAUUAAAUUAUACGAUAAAAUUGAUGGCAUUGGAGAGAAUGUUGUUGAAUUUGAUUUUCUUGGCAAAGAUAGUAUCAGAUAUACCAAUAAAGUCAGUGUUGAAUCACGUGUAUAUAAAAAUUUAAAAUUAUUUAUGGAAAACAAAGAGGGUAAUGAUGAAUUAUUUGAUCGUCUUCAAACAUCAAGUCUUAAUCAAUAUUUAAGCGAAUUGAUGGAUGGUCUUACAGCUAAAGUCUUUCGAACGUAUAACGCUUCAAAGACACUUCAAGAUGAACUUGAUUCACUCACAGAGUCAUCGGCAUCUAUACCAGAAAAACUUCUCGCUUAUAAUCGUGCUAAUCGUCAAGUUGCAUUACUAUGUAAUCAUCAACGUGCUGUACCAAAAACAUAUGAAAAAAGCAUGGAAACUCUUAAAGCUAAAAUUGAUGCAAAAAAAUCUGAAGUUGAUGAACAAAAAUCAGAAUAUAAACGAGCAUCAAUAGAAUAUAAAGAUACUAAAAGUCAAUCAGCACAAAAGAAAAAGGAACAAGCUGAAAAGAAAUUACAGCGUUCAGAAGAAGCAUUAAAAAAACUUGAAGUACAAGUAGUUGAUCGAGAGGAAAAUAAAGAUAUUGCACUUGGUACAUCUAAAUUAAAUUAUCUUGAUCCACGUAUAAGUAUAGCAUGGUGUAAAAAAUGGAAUGUACCAACUGAAAAAAUCUAUUCUAAAACUCAACGAGAUAAAUUUCGUUGGGCUCUUGAUAUGGCAACAGCUGAGUAUCAUUUCUAUAAUUAUGAAGGUGAAAUUGUUUUACGUAAUGUUGAUGAAACAAAUAAUGAUGAUGAUGAUGAUGAACAACAAAAUUCUGAUGAUGAAUGA
Molecule: messenger RNA, 2559 nt
Organism: Adineta steineri
Lineage: Eukaryota; Metazoa; Rotifera; Eurotatoria; Adinetida; Adinetidae
Source: the annotation of a GenBank genome assembly